GACUCCACCAAGCCGGUCCCGGUGACGUCGGAGGAAAGCCGAGCCUUCACUUUGCACAGCCUAAAGGUAUGCCUGCUCGCGGCCGGCGCUCAAGUCCGGGCCACGGAAGAGGUUUCGUCCUUCGGGGAAGGGGUGUCACGUUUUGUCUACUCGACGGAAGCCGACAUAGAGUCCUACGUCCUCGCAGACUCGCCAGAACCUAUCCAAGCACCUCAGACUGACCUACAGCCUCAGCCUACGGGCACACCGAUUCCAGCAGACGACACUGAGGCACUUUUAGUGCAGAAAUUCGCCAACCAGGCCCACAGCUCAUCAGAAUCCGAGGAUGAGCAGGAGGGGGCCCGGAAGUCGGGGGUAUCAACCUUCAGCUUAUUUCGCAACGGCCCAUGGGGAGUGAUCCACGCUUGUCGCCAAGGAGAUGAACGA
Molecule: messenger RNA, 426 nt
Organism: Symbiodinium necroappetens
Lineage: Eukaryota; Dinophyceae; Suessiales; Symbiodiniaceae
Source: the annotation of a GenBank genome assembly